CCGAGCCGGUGGGGAAGCCCGGGCCGGGCGGGCGGGAGCGGAGCCGCGGCCCCGAGCGCCAUGGAGGCAGACCCAGAGGAGAAAGGGGUGGGCAGCCCUGGCCACUCCGAGGACCCCCGGAACCCCGCGCCGUCCACCCCCGUACUCCCGCAGCUUCCGCGCCGCCCGCAGCCCCUGGACGAGGCCGCCGGGCCCAGGGAGGACGAGGACGCGGCGGCGGUGGGCGCCGAGGGAAACGAACCGGAUCCGGAGGAGCCCCCAGCCCAGGCCCCCGCGGCUGGCGAGGCCAGGCUGGGGCCCAAGGCGGCGGCUAGCGGGGUCCCCCCAAUCGGCUUCGUAGGCGAGCCGCCGCCCUACGCACCGCCCGACCCCAAGGGCGUGCACCUGCUGUACCCGCCCUUCCCGCAGGUGCCGGUGCUGUUUCCCGCCGCGCCCGCGCCCCCCGCAGCCUUCCCGCCGCCCGGGCCGCUCUACCCCGCCGCGCCCGCCUUCCCCUUCCCGGUGUACAACAGCCCAGUGGCUGGCUUGCAGGCCGCCCCCACGGUGGAGCACAGGGCCCUGCCCAAGGACUACAUGGUGGAGUCCGUGCUGGCCACGCUCUUCUGCUGUCUGCUGACGGGGCUUAUCGCCAUUGUGUACUCCCAUGAGACCCGUGCAGCCCUGGGCAGGGGCGACCUGGCGCAGGCGGAGGAGGCCUCACGGAAGGCUCGCUCACUGGUUCUGUUUAGCCUGCUCUUUGGGGUCUUCGUGUCCACCAGCUGGGUCAUCUACGUGGUGGUGGCACUCUACCUCCCCUGAGGCUGUGGGGACGGCAGCGCACCCAGGGGUAACCAGUCAGACCUUUUCUGUGGAUUUUGAGCCCUGCCAGUGGCCAGCUGUUGCCUACAGAGGGGACCCAGCAGCCCUCAGCAGACUUGUGGUUGGACCUCAGCCCCGACAGGUAGCCCAGUGAGGCUUCCAGCAGUCCCCUCAUGUGGGGUGACCCAGACCAGCCGUGGGACAGGGUUGAGGUGUCUUCUCCAAGGUCUUCCUGGGAAUCCGGCCUUCACCUUUAUAUCCCUCAGAGUCCGUCAGAAGAACCAUAAGCCCUCACUGUCUCCAGAGCCAUCUGGAAGGACAUCACCAGCCCUGGGCUCCCCCACCUUUACCCCAGGAACUUCGGGUGAUCCGGCUGCCGGUGUGGAGAGGAGCCACUCCCUCCUCUCUGCCUAGUAGCUCCUGGCUGGUUGUUCCUGCACCCCCACCCCACCCAGGAGACGGGUCCUCUCAUGCUGACCCCUCGUCCAGAAAUCCGGGGGCUGCGUUUGGUCCACAGCGACACCAACAGAGCUUCAUGUUGCUACUUUGGGAACACGGCUACUUCCUGGCUCACUUCCAGAGCAAGUGGCAUCAUCUGUCCACAGCUGGACUGCAGGGCUCCCUGCCUGCCCCUCUGAGGUGCUGCUGGCACUCGGGGCAGCUCUAGCUCGCUCUCUGCAGCUCCGCUGGGCUGUCCUUCCGCUGCUCCCUGCAUCCCUUCUCUGGGCAGCUUAAUGAGAACCUUCUCUCCCGUCCUACUGCUGGGCUUCUGCUUACUGCUCUCUCAGUGUUUUUCAGCUUCUGCCUCGCCCCACCUGAGCUGUUGCUCACUCCCUCUGUCUCUACUCCCCACAGCUGGAGGAUCAGCUGGGCUCCCAUUCAGCAAAAGCCACCCUGACUUGGGGGUUGCACAUGGGCACCCUUGUGUCAGACACCUGGCACCCCAGGCCGGUUAGCUUUAGUCUUGAGAACACUUCAUUUAAACAAGAUUCAAAGCUGCCUGUAGAGAGGAAGGGGGCCCCUGGCUGAGCCGUAAAAGCCCCAUAGCUUGAAUCCAGUCAGGGGCUGUCUGGGCAGCCUGUGUGCUGUCACAGCCCUGGGGUGGGAGCCCCAUCUUGGGGGUCUGGAGACACAGGAGUGAGGAAGUAAGUGCUGAGCAGCUUGGGGGCGGUGAGGUGGUCCCUGUUCCAGGACGGGCUGGUUCAGAGUUACAAUUAAAAUGCAUGAUAACCACACAAAAAAGGAGGAGGAAUCUUUUUAGGGAUCGAUAGAUGCCAAAAUUUUUGAUAGAAUCCAGCAGGCACGGUGACAGUCUCUAGAUGAGUGCUCCUUAAACUGCCGAGUGCACACAAAUUACCUGGGGAAUGGCAGAUGGGGUUUGGCUUCUGAUUCUGAAAGCAGGGCCUGAGUCUGCAUGUCUGAUAUUCCCAGGUGAUGCUGAAGGUGGCAGUCAAACCAACAGCAAGUUAAGUGAGAAAUUAUUAAAACUGUUAAAAAGCUUCGAAA
Nycticebus coucang (slow loris) is the source of this 2304-nucleotide messenger RNA. RefSeq names its product proline rich transmembrane protein 1B (gene PRRT1B). Gene Ontology annotation, cellular component: membrane. The record is from RefSeq and is a predicted model, not a curated record. NCBI's taxonomy places the organism in Eukaryota, Metazoa, Chordata, Mammalia, Primates, Lorisidae. The transcript is spliced from 4 exons. Bases 61 to 798 code for a protein of 245 amino acids.